Candida dubliniensis CD36 is the source of this 630-nucleotide messenger RNA. RefSeq lists its product as uncharacterized. Lineage: Eukaryota; Fungi; Ascomycota; Pichiomycetes; Serinales; Debaryomycetaceae. The record is from RefSeq and is a predicted model, not a curated record. The coding region runs from base 1 to 630 and encodes 209 amino acids. The transcript has a single exon.
AUGUUACAAUCUCCAUUCACUUACACUUCUAGAAAGAGAAGACACUCUAAUGUAUCUUCAUACCCCACUGGUACUACCAAUACAGCUACCACUACUUCUACACACUCAACAUUGAAUACAAACUUACCAACACCAACAUCAGCUACAGCUCCAAUAUCAAGUCCCAAACGACAACGGAAAUCUAAAGCUGCCAUGUCGGUGUUACUUAAUAAAUUGUCGCAAAUGCAAUCAAAGAUUGAUCUUUUACAAGAUUGUGGAUUGAAAUGUGAAUUACAACAAUUAAUAGAAGAAAGCGUACAAGAAUUGAAUGAAGAACCUAAAUCAUUAUAUCUGAAUAUGCCUCAAAAAUCAUUUAAUGAGUUUAUAUUAAAUACCCCCAAAUCUUCCACACCAUCAACCUCCUCAUUACCAGGACAAUUGACAUUGAUAAAAUCAUGCCGGGAAGGGGUUUUCCACGAUGAUAAGCUCAUAGAAAACUAUAAUAUCUUUGAGACGCCGAAGGAGAAAAUUAUAACUUAUGACAAGAUAACUACUCCACCAAGAGCUCCAAGACAAGAAUCACUAUUACCUGGUUUAAUUUUCCCAACAUUUGAUAAAGAUGAAAUCGAAUCUGCUGGUUUAGGUUUUUAA